Molecule: messenger RNA, 702 nt
Organism: Lotus japonicus
Lineage: Eukaryota; Viridiplantae; Streptophyta; Magnoliopsida; Fabales; Fabaceae
Exons: 1
Coding region: 1-702 (233 amino acids)
Molecular function (GO): RNA-DNA hybrid ribonuclease activity; nucleic acid binding
Source: RefSeq, a predicted model, not a curated record
AUGGUGGCGGUUUUAGAGGAGGAUGAUGUAGAUUUUAUAGCAGCAGUACAACAGCUUAUGUACGUGAUUUGGGAGGCUCGGAACUCCAUGGUGUUCAAUGGGAGGAAACUGGAUGUGGGAGAUGUGCUGCGGAGGUCAUCCAUGUUGAAGCCUUGGGAUGAUGGUAUUCAUACUCCUCAAUCACUGACAGCUUCACGCCCUGCAAAUUGGAAGAGGCCAGAGGAAGGAAUUGUCAAAAUAAAUUUUGAUGCUUCAGUUAAGAACGAGAUUGGUGGUCUAGGAAUGGUGGCUCGGGAUUCUCAUGGUGCGAUUCUAGGAGCUGCAGCUUUAUAUCCGGUUAGUGUGAUCUCCCCUUUGCUUGGCGAGGCUUGCGGUUUCCGAUGGGCACUGAAGUUGGCGACGGAGUUUGGUUUCCGAUCAGUUUGCUUUGAAACUGACUGCUUACAGCUAUUUGAAUGGUGGAAGAAGGGCUCUAUUGGUUUGUCUUAUUUAGAUACUAUUGUUCGCGAAUGUCGUCUUUUUACUUCUGCUUUUAGUUAUUUUCAGUUUACCUUUGUGAGACGUUCAGGUAAUUUAGUUGCCGAUUUUUUGGCUAGGAAUGCCUCUAAUUUCCCCAACUCCGUUUGGGUGGAAGAGGUACCUCAUGAUGUAGAUCACUUGGUGAUCAACGAUGCUUUGGCUUCAUCGCCUGAUUUGAUUUAA